Molecule: messenger RNA, 780 nt
Organism: Iphiclides podalirius (scarce swallowtail)
Lineage: Eukaryota; Metazoa; Arthropoda; Insecta; Lepidoptera; Papilionidae
Source: the annotation of a GenBank genome assembly
AUGUUGGAGUGCUUCAUUAAAAAGAUCAAGAACACUUUACAAAUGAAGCGAUACAAAACUGUAAUAGAGUCUUGGUAUCUCGUUAACUUUGUCAGGGCGUUAAUGGGUGCUAGCGUCUUAACAGUUAAUGUCAGCAAUGGCCUUGAUUUAGAACAUCGACUCAGCUAUCUCGGCUUCAUCUGUUUCGUCUUUUGGUAUUUACUGUAUUUCUACUGCUCGUUGGUCACCUUUAUGGAAGACCAAACUAUCUUGAGAAUUCUGUACGAUACUAAACUCAAACAAUAUGCCGAUAUCUUCGAGAAUGUUAUGACCUUUUUAUACGUGCUAUACGUAAUGUGGAAGGUGCCAUUCGAUUUGAGCGGGUUUCAGUCUAAAGCCCAGGAGCUCAUCUGCAUCGAUAGAGCAGUAGAAAGUAUGUGUGAGUCUAUUGAUUUCUCCAGGUCUGCUUUUAUCGCCUUCAUUUCUUCCCUGCUCCAAUUUGUGCUGAGCGCGACGAAGAUGUUCGCUCUAUGGAUUAUCUUGAAGAACUGCGACGUAGCCAUGCCAUAUUGUAAAAUGUUUCAAAUUGUGUACGCCGAAAUGCUGGUGAUAAUGCUGGCAUCAUACUACUGUAUUUAUCUAAUCAUCGUAAAGGAACGCUACAUAAUUGUUAACAAACUUCUGUGGGCGGUAAAGGAGAAGAAUUCUACGGAGUACUUAACGAGUUCUUCGUACGGGAGAGACAUGUGCGGAACGAGCAGAAAGCCUUGCGGAUUCAAAAUAAAUAUGUUUGUGAGAAAA